CCAAUCACAGAUCGUAGUAGGAUGCAAGCUAGGAAUUUAUCAUUUCCUUUUUAAUGUACAAUUUGAAAGUUUGGAGCCGAUGAAGUGACGAGCAGUCAGACUCCAAGCAGUGCCCUUACAGGGGUAGCUGUGAAAAAUCGACAGAAAGCAACUUCUCUUACAAGAACUGAACAAACAGACUUGAUCUUUUUCUCAAUGUGUUAUUUGACAGGAUGUCAAAUAUUUGUAAAGAACAGAUUUGUUAUGAGACCUACAAGGAGACAGCAGAUUGGUUGCUGUCAAAGAUCAGCUAUCGACCAAAGGUGGCGAUAAUCUGUGGCUCUGGACUCGGAAUGCUUGCCGAUGCACUCACAAACCCGAAGAUCUUUAAAUACGCUGAUGUCCCCAACUUCCCCCAGAGCACAGUGAAAGGACAUGCUGGUCAGCUAGUAUUUGGAGAGCUGAACGGGAAGACUUGUGUCUGCAUGCAAGGGCGUUUCCACAUGUUUGAAGGAUACCCACUCACAAAGGUGACUUUUCCUGUCCGUGUGUUCCGACUGAUGGGUGUUGAAGUCAUGAUCGUGACCAAUGCUGCAGGAUCAGUUGCCGAUGGUUACAACACAGGAGAUAUCAUGAUCAUUAAGGACCACAUUAAUAUGCCAGGUCUCAUUGGGCUGCAUCCUCUCAUUGGACCCAACGAUGAACGGUUCGGUACCCGUUUUCCGAGCAUGUCUGAUGCAUAUGACAAAAGCCUCGGGAAACUGGCCAUGGAAAUAGGCAAGGAACUGAAAUGCUCUAAUUACAUAAAGGAAGGUGUCUACUGCAUGGUUGGAGGCCCGAAUUUUGAGACCAUUGCUGAAGCUCGUCUUCUUCACAUACUUGGAGUUGAUGCUGUGGAUGCUGCCAGACCUGCUGAGUCUUCCCAGCAAUUGUUGGCUUUUUAACUUUCUGGUUGCCUGAAUGAGUGCAACUCCAACAAAUUCAAGAAACCAGACACCAACCAAGACAAGGAAACCAGCUGAAUGUUCAAAUCCUGUUCCUAUAUUAACCU
Molecule: messenger RNA, 1030 nt
Organism: Rhincodon typus (whale shark)
Lineage: Eukaryota; Metazoa; Chordata; Chondrichthyes; Orectolobiformes; Rhincodontidae
Gene: pnp4a
Product: purine nucleoside phosphorylase 4a
Exons: 6
Coding region: 213-923 (236 amino acids)
Biological process (GO): nucleoside metabolic process
Cellular component (GO): cytoplasm
Molecular function (GO): purine-nucleoside phosphorylase activity
Source: RefSeq, a predicted model, not a curated record